AUGCCAGCCUUGGAGAAGACACCGUCCAACCACCACCCUCACUACCUCACAACCCACAUGGGCGACCCCUGCACGCUAGGCAGCCUGGACCACCAGCUCACCUGCAACCACAAGAUCAUCACCGCCGCACCAGAACCCUGCGCCAGCAACUGCCACCUCUCAACCUCCCCCUGCAUCAACCCACGCAGCAUCGACAAGCCCUUCACCUGCAUGGCCUGCCUGACGGAACGCAUCAAGCACGAGCGCGAGGAGAAGGUGCGGUCUUUCAGGGCUGAGCUGGAGGCUGUGGCGAAGGUGUUGAAGAAGGGGGAUGGGAUGGAGUGGAUUCGGCGGAAGAUUGAGCUUGUGCAGUUUGCGUGGAGGGAGGUGGAGAUUGAUCGGUUGGUGGAGGGGAUUGCUGCUGGGAGGUUCUGUCAUGCUUUGUAUGUUGAUGAGAGUUGUUGGGAGAUGAGUGAGGUUGCGGUCUAUCAGUUCCAGAGGUCGAUGGGGCCUAUUUCUGCUGGGAGUAAAAGAUACUUGGAUGCGGGUAUGUCGGGUAUUGGACAGGGCGAGGGGACUGUCGCGAGAUUGAUGCAGAACGAGACUGUGGCGAAGUUGGUGCAGGAGGAGGCCCCGACACCAUUCCCCGCAAGGCCACGGACACUGUUUCCUGUGCGGAUCCGCUCUCGAUUGCCCAUCAUCAGCAAGCGCCCUUAA
Molecule: messenger RNA, 696 nt
Organism: Neohortaea acidophila
Lineage: Eukaryota; Fungi; Ascomycota; Dothideomycetes; Mycosphaerellales; Teratosphaeriaceae
Exons: 1
Coding region: 1-696 (231 amino acids)
Source: RefSeq, a predicted model, not a curated record